GACAAUCGCAAGCAAACUGUCCUAACUCCACCAUUUAUCACAACUCCAAAUCACCCACCAUAAUACCUCACCUUCCCUCCAAAACACCUCAAAUCUCACCUAUUCAUUCAAAAUCCACCUACCAGCCGACUUUCCAAAAAACCCAAAAAAAGGAGCACCACCAACCAUGCCAUACCUCCCCACCACUCAGGCAUACCUGGAACAAUCCGCUCUCCUCCUCGAAGCAUAUCCAAGCGACACCCGCAUAACGACAAAAUACUCCUUCCCCUCCCAACGCCCUUCAUCCCAGAACUCCAAGCCCAAAGAUACCGAAUCAACACCACCCGCGCCCCCAGUCGCAACCCUCACAUUAAAAACCUACAACCCAGCCUCUGGAAUCUGUCUCAAAUACCGCACGAACAAAGCCGCCGAGGUAGGACGGUUGAUCACGUCUCUGGGGAAGUUGGCCGGCGGGGCGAAUGUAGCUGCGCUGGGAUUGGGGAAUGCUGCGCCGGCGGUGCAGGGUGAUGUGGAGAUGACUGAUGCGCCAGAGGAUGGUGCGGCUGUGGCUGCGGCUGCGGCUGCGGCGAAGACGGAGGGGAAUAAGGGAGUGAAGGGGAAGAAGAAGGGUGGGAAGGGGAAGAGGUGAUUUUCUAGAGUGUGGAUUCAGGAUCGAGGAUCGAGAAUCAUGGAUGUCGGAGCUUAUGGGUGUGUUUGGUCGCCCGGUUUACAAAUGCUGGGUUUGGGCCGGUAGAGCUAGAGCUUGUGUCCAGGAUUAUGGGGGUUGUCUCUUGCUUGUGCAGUGUUUCGGAGCUGGCACAGGACUUGCUCCUGAUCUUCGGUAUCGGGAACGGGCUGUUCAUGGGUUCUUAGGCCCCUGUGUUUCCAGAGAGACAGGAGUAGGAUGCAGACUCCUCGGGUGGAUGCAGACGGCAUUACUCCGGAAAAGGACUUCAUACUCUAAUGAUGUAUGUGCUGUACAUAGACAAAUUCCGAUACAUUUGCUACGUGCCUUUUGACAAGGAAAUGUUCCACAGUACAGAGUAAAGCAAGAUAAUUGCGAGAAACAGUGACUUUUCGA
This is a messenger RNA of Aspergillus alliaceus, 1060 nucleotides long. RefSeq names its product SRP9/SRP21 family protein. The transcript is spliced from 2 exons. Gene Ontology annotation, biological process: SRP-dependent cotranslational protein targeting to membrane. The coding region runs from base 167 to 628 and encodes 153 amino acids. NCBI's taxonomy places the organism in Eukaryota, Fungi, Ascomycota, Eurotiomycetes, Eurotiales, Aspergillaceae. Gene Ontology annotation, cellular component: signal recognition particle, endoplasmic reticulum targeting. The record is from RefSeq and is a predicted model, not a curated record.